GGAAGAGAGAGAAUUUGGUUGAACAAGGAAGCUUAGCUUUGACACACUUGACAGAGCAGAGACCCACAUACAUACAUAGACUUUAUUAUUGGAUCUAUCUAACUCAGUUCCAUUACAUAUUGGUUGACUCAGUCAUCCCGGUCGCUUAGGGUCGGAGGCGGACCAAACCAAAACCCUAGUCUUCCAUAGAAUUAGAGAGAGAGAGAGAGAGGAGGACAUGGAAGACGAUGGUAGCAGCGGAAGUAGCAGUAACUUGGAAACUAACAAGUCAGAGAGGGCGGUUUGGCUGAUGAAGUGUCCGUUGGUGGUGGCCAAGUCAUGGCAGUCUCACCCUCCCUCUGAUCCUCACCCUCUUGCAAAGGUUGUUCUCUCCCUCGAUCCUCUUCACUCCGACGAUUCCUCUUCUCUCCAGUUUACGAUGGAAAUGGCUGGCGCUGAGUCUGGAAAUAAGCCCAAAAGUUAUUCUUUGAAUAUGUUUAAGGACUUUGUUCCUAUGUGUGUUUUCUCCGAGACAAGUCAAGGUGGUAAGGUUGCAGUAGCGGGGAAAGUGGAACAUAAGUUUGACAUGAAGCCUCAUGGUGAAAACCUUGAAGAGUAUGGCAAAUUAUGCCGUGAGAGGACGAAUAAGUCCAUGAUUAGAAAUAGACAAAUACAGGUGAUUGACAAUGACCGUGGAGUGCAUAUGAGACCCAUGCCCGGGAUGAUUGGCUUUAUUACAUCUAGUUCCAAGGAUAAAAAGAAAGCAGCUCCAGUGAAACAGUCAGAUAUGAAAAGAACUAGAAGAGAUCGUGGGGAACUGGAGGAUAUAAUGUUCAAGUUAUUUGAAAGACAACCAAACUGGGCUUUGAAGCAGCUUGUUCAAGAGACUGAUCAACCUGCGCAAUUUUUGAAGGAGAUACUGAAUGAGCUCUGCGUGUACAAUAAAAGGGGAACUAACCAAGGAACUUAUGAGCUUAAGCCGGAGUACAAGAAAUCUGUUGAGGAUUCAAAUGCUGAAUGAGUCAAAAAAUUUAUAUGUACCCUUUUAAUCACUAGCCAUCUUAUCAUCGGAGGAAAGAGUGUAGGAAAUGAACCUACAAGAAUGUUAGGGCAUGGUUAGAAGCUAUAUAUAAAGGAGGAGAAAGUCAUACUCCUGAUAAGGUAGCAUUAUUAAUAAUCCAUAAAUGAACCAAAAAAAAGGGAAAAAAAGGAGUCCCCAUAAACUUGCUGAACAAAUAUUGUACAUCUGAGUUGGUUUUUAUUAACUCUGUAGCUGUAGGUUUACUAGUUUGUAAACUUUGUUUAUUUUCUAUCUAUUGUUUCUCUUAUACUCU
Messenger RNA from Humulus lupulus (European hop), 1313 nucleotides. Its product is annotated as transcription initiation factor IIF subunit beta. The record is from RefSeq and is a predicted model, not a curated record. Gene Ontology annotation, biological process: transcription by RNA polymerase II; transcription initiation at RNA polymerase II promoter. The transcript has 6 exons. NCBI's taxonomy places the organism in Eukaryota, Viridiplantae, Streptophyta, Magnoliopsida, Rosales, Cannabaceae. Bases 218 to 1000 code for a protein of 260 amino acids. Gene Ontology annotation, cellular component: transcription factor TFIIF complex.